Harpegnathos saltator (Jerdon's jumping ant) is the source of this 1496-nucleotide messenger RNA. RefSeq names its product thioredoxin. Gene Ontology annotation, biological process: cell redox homeostasis. Gene Ontology annotation, cellular component: mitochondrion. The record is from RefSeq and is a predicted model, not a curated record. Lineage: Eukaryota; Metazoa; Arthropoda; Insecta; Hymenoptera; Formicidae. Bases 312 to 740 code for a protein of 142 amino acids. The transcript is spliced from 3 exons.
CGUCUUCACGAUUAUUUUGAUUAGUGUACCGCGUGCAUCAGAGAAGCCCGCUGCUGCGGAGGAUAAGUUGGCUUUAUGGGAUAUAUCAAAUUUGGGUUGGUGGAAACUGCCAGGCCAGUUAGAAUAUCUAAUUGGGUUUACUAGGUUUCUCUUGUAUAUAUAUCUCGUACUUUACCUAAGCGGCAAGUAUGAGAAUUUUCAAUGUUUGCAAAUAUAAUUAGUUUAUAAAUGUGACAUCAGUCUUUCUGCAUACACACAUUUCUAUUGAUGUCCUGAUUAUAUUGCAAAUAGUAUUGGACAGAAUAGUAACAAUGUUGUGCAGUAUAAGACAUUGUCUACCUUCUGUGGUAAGACGUAUCUCAUUAUUUCGUCAAAAUAAUAAAAGAUAUGAGAUAAAUAAUAACAACGAGUUUGUGAAUAAGGUGAUGAAUGGUACAGUGCCAGUUAUAGUCAAUUUUCAUGCAGAAUGGUGCGAUCCAUGCAGAAUAUUGACACCUAAAUUGAUAGAGCUCAUAGAACCUAUGGAAAAAUUAGAUCUAGCUAUCAUCAAUGUAGAAGAGAAUCCUGAACUAGUACAUGUUUUUGAAGUAAAAGCUGUACCUGCAGUAAUAGCGAUUUCAAACGGCCUAGUUGUAGACAAAUUUAUUGGUUUAGUAAAUAAUGAAAUGAUAGAGAAUCUAAUACAGAAGCUAACACAUGGAGGACCAAUAGAUACAGAGAGCGAGAAUACGAAGGUGUAGUUAUUAGGCAUAUUCUACACUUUCUUUUAAAAAUGUAUUUUCAUAUUUAUAAAAAUGUAAUAACUUCAGUUACUUUAUAAAUAGUUUGAUGCCUUCUCUUAUCUGUUAUUUAAACAGAGAAAAUAUAGUAUCUUAAGUUACUCUGAACAAGAAACUCUUUCCUCUUAAGGCCUUCUUUUUAUCUAAUCUAUAUAAGAUAAGUAUUGCUGGUCAAACUUACCAAUAUGUUUUACGUUUCUCCUCAUCUUAUCCAUCAUUAAUUGCUCCACAUCUACCCAUAUAAUAUAUAUGUAAGUGUUAAUUUUUAUAAAUCUGAUAUCUGGGGUAUAAUAUAAUGGAAGAUUUUUAUAUUUCUCUAUCUAGAAACUCUAUAAUAUAUAGAAGUUGUUCAUCAGUCUGUAUUAUUGAAUCGACCAAAAAAAUUAAUGCAAUAGCAGUUUUUCUUUAGAACUUUCAAAGAUAUAACAAUUCUAAUACUUAUAAGGCUUUUAAAAUUGUAUGAAGUAGUUAUAAUAUACAUCUUUUUAGACCUGAUUUUCCUCAUUAUUUGUGAGACUGAUAUCUUUACUUGGUAUUCAUAUAUUUCAUAUAGUAUAUGCAAAUUUGUUGAAUAAUUUAAUGAGUAAGUCCGAUAACGAAAUAUGUGCAAAGAUAAUAUAUAUAAUUUAUUUUCACUUCAGCUAUAUAAAAGCCAAAAAAGGCAAAGAUAAUAAUGAACUCUGUGAAUUGAUUCGAAUAUAACUGCAUGUAUAUAUA